Molecule: messenger RNA, 234 nt
Organism: Iphiclides podalirius (scarce swallowtail)
Lineage: Eukaryota; Metazoa; Arthropoda; Insecta; Lepidoptera; Papilionidae
Source: the annotation of a GenBank genome assembly
AUGAGGCAACCACACCGAGUGACGCUAUCCCAUGAUGUUAUCCGCCGGUCCGAGAAUAGACGCGCGUCGCACGUCUCUGUUUACCACUUCUUAUCGCCAGCGGGAGGAUUCUGGCCGAGUGAUUCACUGUCCGAGAAGCGAGCGGAGAUCCGUGUUGCCAAGCCGCUGGCAGCUGACCGCUCGGAGUGUUUGCCGAGCGGCAUUUUUUUCGCGUUGCAUAAGCGCGAAGUUGUU